AUGGAGAUGAAGAAGCUGUGUAAUGAUGGUGAACUGAAGAGGGUCCAGCAGAAUGAAGUAGAUGUGACUCUGGAUCCUGAUACAGCUAGUCCCAGUCUCAUCCUGUCUGAGGAUGGGAAACAAGUACAUGAUGUAGAUGUAAGAAAGAAACUCCCAGACAACAUGGAGAUGAAUAAGCUACCUGACAUGAAAACAGGUGUAAAGAAGUAUGCCUGUGAACUCACUCUGGACCCGAACACAGCCCACAGACAUCUCUUUCUGUGUGAAGACAACAGAAAGGUGAUGCAGCGUGGAAAAACACAGAGGUAUCCUGACCACCCAGAAAGAUUUGACUACCAUAGACAGGUGUUGUGUAGAGAGGGUCUGAGUGGGCGCUGUUACUGGGAGGUAGAGUGGGGAGGAAGGGUGGAGAUAGGAGUGACAUACAGAGGAAUCCCAAGGAGAGGAAAGGGGGAAGACGGUGAGCUUGGACUGAAUAGACAUUCUUGGUGUCUUGAUUGUGAUGAUAAUGGUGGAAAUAGUUUUGGUGAAGAUAAUAAUUACUCUGCCUGGUACAGCAAUAGUCAAACACAAUUGCCUUCCCUCCCCUAUCACUUUAAGAGAAUAGGAGUGUAUCUGCACCAAUCUGCUGGCAUUCUGUCCUUCUACAGUGUGUCCCCAGAUGUGGGAGGCUCCUCAGGCAAACGGACACGCAUCCACACCUUCCAUUCAACGUUCACUCAGGACCUCCACCCUGGGUUUCUGUUAUAUGAUUCUGAUUCCACAGUGUCUCUGUGUCGUUUGUAGUCUCUCUCUCCCUCCCUCCCUCAUUUAGUGCAUGGCAGGAUUGUGUUCAUACAGAUUGAGGGACUACUGUAUAAUUUGUGUGAUGAUAAUCUAUAAUCAUGUUGUUGUUUUGGAGGGGGGGUAUUGUGGUCUUUGUGGCCAGCCAGCCGUCACUGGGCAGCAUUUAUAUUUGGUCAAAAUGAUAGAGUUGACCAAAAUCACACUGAAACACCGUACAAUCUGUCCACAACAUGGUUCAAGUGAUAAUUGUAGACUUUUUUCGGAACAAAGAAAAAAUGUAAAAAGCCAGAUGGGGGUUGAAGGAAAAGGGGUUUCCUCUGAGAUCUACAGGUUGAAGAACAGAGAACUGAAUGAUGAAGAUGAAGGUGAAAAGAAAAUCUGCAUUCUAGUGAAUUCUUAAACGUUAUAAGAAGCAGAAAGAAAAUAGGUUUGAAAAAUAAGGUGUGUUCCUAAAAAUAAUUCAUAAAUAUAUCCGCAAAAAUCCAUUGACAUACAAUAGUUUCAUAUUUCUAUGUGUGUAGCUAUAGCAUAGCAGCAUUGUAACCUGAUAGCAGGGCUGCUCUCUGCCUUUUCAUGGGGAUAACAUGCUUUUUAUAUCUUGUUCAAGAUCCUGUAAAUAAUGUAAUUUAAAUGAGAGAAGAGCCUCUCUCUCUCUCGAAUUUGAAAGUGGUUUCCUCUGUUGCCUUUGCUUUUUCACAAUGAAAUUCUGAUGUAUUUUUAAAUCAUGGGCUUUGUUUGACCUUCACUGUUCUUUGAAUAAACAAAAUACGUGUGAUCAUCC
Gadus morhua (Atlantic cod) is the source of this 1567-nucleotide messenger RNA. RefSeq names its product stonustoxin subunit beta-like. Lineage: Eukaryota; Metazoa; Chordata; Actinopteri; Gadiformes; Gadidae. The coding region runs from base 1 to 786 and encodes 261 amino acids. The transcript is spliced from 2 exons. The record is from RefSeq and is a predicted model, not a curated record. Gene Ontology annotation, molecular function: protein binding.